This is a messenger RNA of Fusarium sp. VM40, 951 nucleotides long. NCBI's taxonomy places the organism in Eukaryota, Fungi, Ascomycota, Sordariomycetes, Hypocreales, Nectriaceae. The record is from the annotation of a GenBank genome assembly.
AUGUCGAAUCCUAACGACCCUCCCCUCGACGAGAUUCAAUGGCGCUCUCCAAUGGCCAUCGCGCAAAUGGGCGGCCUACACAGCAACACCGUCCUUUUUUACUUUGCUGAGUCGCCAUUCUUCGAGCGCACAUCAAACAACGCCGUUGUAUAUAACCAAGCAAUGAACGUACCUUCGAUGUAUCCCGUCAUACAAAAUCGCGAAAGUUUCGAAUUGCAUCUCAACACUAUGUCUGGUCUUGAGUUCAGGGUUGCGGAGGAGCCCGCUGAGACUGGCCCAGGAGCUGGUACAGGUGUAUGGGUUAUUCGCAAGCAGACACGGCGGAAGUCAGCAUACGAAGACGAUGAAAUUACUGUACACUCUUCCUACUUUGUUGUGGGGGAGAACAUCUAUAUGGCACCGACUAUGAGUGGCAUUUUGGCUGCUAGAAUCAUGACGAUAUGUUCUUCCGUCACCAAAGCAGUGACAGCGGCAGAAUCUGUUCGAAAAUGGGGACCUUCAAUCGGCAACCACUACCAGCUUCCCACAGCAAAGACACCAACCAAAUCAAAGAACCAGGACUCAGCUGCGGCAACUCCAAUGCCUGUAUCAGAGGAACCCAGUAAAGCCCCAGCUGCCCCUCCGGCUGUGACACAGAAAGACGACGAGAAGGCCCUGGAAAGACUGGCAGAAGAGUCUUUCAUGAUCCACAUGAAAUAUGGCGGCGAGUACAUUGACGAGAACCCUAUUACAGGUCGCCCGGGAGAGUUCCACCUCACAUCCACAGGGCGCAAACCACCGCAGCUUGCAAAGAAGGACGGGCCUAUUAGAAGUAUCAAUGGUCCAACAAUUAACACAAAAGUUGAAGACAAGAAGGAGACCAAGGAAAAGACACCUAAAUCAGCGACUGCGCCUAAGCCAAAGCGUAAGAAGAGCAAAAUGGUCAACACUACCACACCAGCUGCCUCUUGA